GGAGACUCUUGGUUUGCUCUUGUCUGAAGCUCAUCCCUCGCAGCCAUCAUGGUCCACAGCAGCAGUAUCUGCAGAUUCCUCCUCCUGGUGCUCCUAGGCCUCAUGGUAGCCUUUGUACACACAGAGACAGUGGCGGACCCCGCCUCAACAACCAGAGACAACCAGGACACCAUGUCUGGAGAGGCACCCAGUGACGUUACCACCAAGGACCCUUUCCAGGACAUGACGGAGCAGGCAUUCACCGACGACUACGAGGACACCACACACUCUCAAGCCAUGGACGAGGAAGAAGGAGUGCUAGGACCAGGAGCCAUCACAGCCAUUGUUAUAGCAGUCUUCCUGGGAGCGUCCGUCCUCCUCGCCCUCAUCGUCAUCACGCUCAGGAAGUUCACCACCUCCUAGAGUGAAUACAUCCCACCUUGUGUGUGUGUGUGUGUGUGUGUGUGUGUGUGCGUGUUUGUACAGCAUGAGUGUUGUGUGCGUUUGUCUUUUUGCAUCUCAUCUCAAUCUCUCGACUCGGCUCUUUCAAAGAUAAAGUUGUUGUUUUUUUUUGUUUUUUUUGCUUCGCUUUAGAUGCUGAAAAAUUGUGGCAGGUCCCUUGACUGACUCUUUACAGAUUUACUCCUGUAAACACGCUCUAACUGUUGCUCCACUUGUUACUGAAGGUGUAAUGUUAGAAACUGGCUGGCUCUUCCAGUGGAAAUCAUAGCACGUCCAUGUCAUUUUAACUUUGUUCAGCAUUUUUCCAGAUCACACAUGCAUGCUCUAAAGGUUUUUUUUUUAUGUUUGUGGGUUGUUUGCUUUUUUGUCUUGAGAUUGUGAUGCAUCCUGCAUGUGUUUGCUUUUAUUUGUACGUGUGUGUGUGUGUGUCUGUACCUUUUUCCUUCGAAAUGUAUGUACUUAGAGGUUUUUAUUAGUCUUUCACAAUUAUUUUUACCUUGUGCCAAAUCAUUCCCAUCAUUUCUAAAAAUAUUCCCAACGGUGUCACCCGUGUACAAGUUUUCGAGUUUGUAUUGCACCAUUUACAAACAUUUGUCGAGUCAAAAUAAGAGGAAAACAUUUUUAAAAGAACGUCUUCGAUGAAUGUAAACAGGGUAGUCGUGUUGUUUGUUUUACCUGCAGAGCAAAUAUAAAGUUAGAGCACGGACGAAUGUGUGUGUGUGUGUGUGUGAGUGUUUGUAGUUUUUUGUUGUUGUUUUAUUUGGAGAGUGGGAGGGGAUUUAUUUUAGUAAAAAUUAUUUUGUCUUUUUCAAUACACCUCAGAGUCCUCAGCCAUACAGCUGGAUGUCACCACGGCAAUGUCACUGCCCAGAUUUAGGCUUAAUAAAUAAAUCCAGUAAAUCACGUGAUGUUUCUUUAACACAUGACCACUGAGUCAACUUUUUUUCAAAUAUUAUAAGCAAGUCUUUUUUGUCAACAUUUCCAGUUUAUAAUGCCAGUCUCGAUUAAGAAUAGAUUGAUACAAACAAGCAAUAAAGAAGCUGUGUGUUGCAAAGAGAGGUGCAGGGUAGAAAGGCAGACAAACCAUCACGCUGACCAGGAGGUGUGUAUGAAACACUGUACUAAUCACGUAACAACACAGUUAUAUUGCAAAUUAAACAGAAAGCAAAUUAUGUCCUAAUAAAAUUUCAAAAUCAACCCACUCACCACAUUUCCGUUGCUAGUGCUCUGACACGUCAUGCUGCUCUGAACUCAAAGUCAGAAACUAUUUCAGUGACAUACAUACUGGUACUUACAGGGUUACAGAGAUAUAUAUUCAUUUUGAGUUUGUCAUUUUCGAGCAGGGGCCCGAAACAAACAGGCUUAAGAGGGCCCACACAAAAGACUGAAAACAGGUGAUGUUUUCUCUACAUUAUAUCAUGUUUCUAAUAUGUUUUAAGAAAUAAAGUUAACACCAGUGUUGACCACAAUUCUCUUGUCAAUGUCUUUUUCAUAUAAUAUGGUGACUAAAAGUUAAAUACAGAGAACAAAGAAAACUGUAAGAUACUAGUUGGCGUUUUUUUGCCUGUUGCAUUUAUGAUUGUAAUCCCUUUAUACUAUUGCUAUUUGUUCUGUUAAAAUGUACUUCAAUACAUGUAUGUACAAAAAAUCAGCAGCACGUUAAUCCUAAAAAGAUGUUUGUCUUAAAUAAAAAAAAACAAUCUGAGCUCUUAUGGUCCUAAAACAGAGAGAAAGUGAGUGAGUCAGUCUCAACAGUAGGUGGCAGUGCAGCUGGAAGCUUCAUUUACAUUUACAGAGAAAUAGUCUUUGGUUUUCCUGAGAAUAAAGCAACAAAAGCAACAACAAAAAACAAACAAACAAACGAAAAACAUUUCUCCUGAUGAGAAUUCAAGAUAAGCGUCCUUCAUAAACAUCAUUAUUACCAUUUUAUUUGUGUCCAAAGUUAAAUCUUUCUCACACCUUAAAUACAGUUAAGUCAUCUCAGCACCUGAAACCAGGAAACCCUCAAACAUAAUCACAGCCUAUCUGACUGUCAAAUCUGUCUCUGCAGCUUCCCAUAGAGAGAGAGAAAAAAAAAGACGACGCUGUGAAGGCUGCAGCUUUCAGUCUAUCUUGAUUAAGAUAAGACACGCUCAGUCUAAUACCAUUAUCAAUUCAAGUAAGUAUAUAGAAACCACAGUAUAACUACAAAUAGUGGUUUACCUAAAAUGUCCAGACAUACAUGAAUAUCC
Molecule: messenger RNA, 2672 nt
Organism: Larimichthys crocea (large yellow croaker)
Lineage: Eukaryota; Metazoa; Chordata; Actinopteri; Sciaenidae
Gene: snorc
Product: secondary ossification center associated regulator of chondrocyte maturation
Exons: 3
Coding region: 49-402 (117 amino acids)
Biological process (GO): cartilage development
Source: RefSeq, a predicted model, not a curated record